This is a messenger RNA of Sabethes cyaneus, 2070 nucleotides long. RefSeq names its product cap-specific mRNA (nucleoside-2'-O-)-methyltransferase 1-like. Lineage: Eukaryota; Metazoa; Arthropoda; Insecta; Diptera; Culicidae. The transcript is spliced from 2 exons. The coding region runs from base 1 to 2070 and encodes 689 amino acids. Gene Ontology annotation, molecular function: methyltransferase cap1 activity. Gene Ontology annotation, biological process: 7-methylguanosine mRNA capping. The record is from RefSeq and is a predicted model, not a curated record. Gene Ontology annotation, cellular component: cytoplasm; nucleus.
AUGCUAACGGCAGACAGAGUGUUGAUGCGCGUAGCGGAAGCGGAAUCCAAGCAUCAUGUUUUGGAAUACGAUCCUCUAUGGCCAAAGGUAAAAAUUGAUCCAGACACAUGGAUUCAAAUUGGGCCCCGCAAGGACACCAUCGCAGACGAAACGAACUACUGCAAGCCGGAGCUGCUGCAGAAGCUCUUACGGAUGAAAUCUUCCCUUGACAAUGUCCAUUUCCGCCAGGUUCGAAUGGCUGGUAAGCAGGUCAAUCCAUUUGAGGUUAACAAUGGUCAGUUCAUGAAUCGGGCCGCAGUUAAGAUUGCCAGCAUAGAUGCGAUGUUCGAUUGGACGCUAUGUCAACUCUUGAAUGGCGACACCGUGGAUCUGUUUUAUUUUGUGGAUAUCUUCGGCGGUCCCGGUGGCUGCAGUGAAUAUGUUUUAUGGCGUAAUGGAGGCUGGAAUGCCAGGGGUUUCGGAUUUACUACUAAAGGUGAUUACGAAUUUCUACCGGAAAUGUUUCGUGCUGGUUGUCCGGAAACGCUGGAUGCGUUUUACGGUCCUAACGACAGCGGAAAUAUAUUUGAUCCCAGCAAUAUGCGUGGUUUCAUCGAUUAUGUGAAGGCGCAAACGGACGAUCUUGGUGUGCAUCUAGUGAUGUGCGACGGAGGAUUCUAUGUAAAAAACAAUCAUCAGGAAGUUAUUUCGAAGCAGCUCUAUCUUUGCAUAAUAUUGUUAGCCAUCAGUUUAAAUCGCCCGGGAGGUCAAGCAAUUUUGAAGGUAUUCGAUUUAUAUACUCCAUUCAGCGUUGGAUUAGUUUAUGCGUUAUCCCAAAGUUACGGGAAAGUAUCGAUCGUUAAACCGGUUACUUCUCGUCCUGCAAAUUCCGAACGAUACCUGGUGUGUCAAAAUCGCCUUAACGAUGAUCAAACAUUCGGUGACUAUUUGUACUCGAUCAAUCGUGUUUUGUGGGAACAAAAACAUGCUGGCUACGACAUUCAGCAUAUCAUUUCUCCACAAAUCUUGGAGCAAAAUUCGGUUUUCUGCGACUUUAUCCGUAAUUCAAAUAACGAAUUUGCUUCCAAACAAACUCAAGGGCUCAAAAUGUUGCUUUCCGCUGUUUCGCAAACCCACAAACUGGAAUCAGUCAAUCGAGAACUGCUCCAGUCGACGCUGUGGCGUCUCUGGAAGCUGGACCACAAAUGCUUAUCUUUAGCUGCAAACGACAAGAACAAAUCCGCCUCCGAUUAUGCGGGGCAGUUUAUUGAUGCUUCGACGUUGAAAUUGCUCAAACUAUUAGAUACGGUUAUAUGCGACAGGAAAGCUCUUCGGGAGCAUUUUAGGGACCCUCAGGAGUGGAGUUUCUUACCGCUGGACGUCACGGUUGAGCAAGGCAAAUCGAUUCGAACCAUGUUUCUGAGCAAGGGAAAUGGAAACGUUUUCUAUUUCGACCGGAAGGAUGAAGAAUGGCGUCAAUACAAGGAGUACCAGCUGAUCCUUUCGCCUCAAACAUUGUUGUAUGGGGAGAUUGUCGAGGAGAUUUCCGUUAAGGAUAACACUCAGAAACUUAUUAUUGCCCUGCAUAUCAUCGAUGCUAUUUUCCUCGGAGGUAUAGACGUGCGCAGCUUUCCUUUAAGCAAACGGAAUGCAAUGUGUAGCAAGUUUGCCAAGGCGCUCAAUCGGCCGUUAGCUUCCAAGAGCAACAGUAUCGUGCGCUCUAUCCCGGUUCGCUGUAAACAACCGCUGCCGAUGGCGAGCCUCGAUGCAUUCUUCAACAACAUCUCGAUCAAUCAGCUGCCCAAUGGUACGAAAGUACUCGGCUGCGAAAUCGAUAGUUUCGAUCCGGCCGAAACGAAACGGUUCUAUAUUCCUCGUGGACUUCUCUUCAUUCGUCACUCGCAGGCCAAACCUUUGAAGUCGGUUCAAACGGAUCUGGAGUUCGACAAAUCGUUCGUCAGCCGUCAUCUCUGGCCGUGGAGCAAAACCAGCCAAAUUUAUUCGUCUUCGCAAUGUUUCGAUAUUGCCAGAGAAGAUAAUCUUGUUUAUCGUGUUGAUUUUGAUGAACUUCUGGAGGAGUUUGAUGAUUAA